Gossypium raimondii (Peruvian cotton) is the source of this 3028-nucleotide messenger RNA. RefSeq names its product protein KINESIN LIGHT CHAIN-RELATED 3. Bases 575 to 2767 code for a protein of 730 amino acids. The transcript has 3 exons. Gene Ontology annotation, molecular function: protein binding. NCBI's taxonomy places the organism in Eukaryota, Viridiplantae, Streptophyta, Magnoliopsida, Malvales, Malvaceae. The record is from RefSeq and is a predicted model, not a curated record.
AAAGAUCCCAUGAAAAAACCAUAUACAGUUUGGCAGUUCAGGUUGCGGUUGCAGGCCGCGCAGGGCUUUGGGUUUGGGGAGAAGUCACUCCCUUUCCAAUCUGACAUUCUAUCUAACCCCUGCCACUUUGCCUAUGCAUAUAUAAUUAGCCAUUUGUUUUUUUUUUUAUCACAAUUAAUUACCACCCACAUUUUUUUAUAGCCUUUGACACCUUCAUUUCCUUUUUAACUUUCCCUGGAUUUCCCUCUUCUGUGUCCCUCCCAAGUCUCCGGCUUUUUUUUUUCCAAGCAUCCAAAAGGUAUUUUUUUUUCUUCCUGUGUGUAUAAAUCCAUUUUUUUGUCGGUCUCCUGACAUUUGUCGUUUUUAUGAGAAACCCAGAAAAGAUAUCACCUUGUUUGUUUCAUGACUGUUUUAUUGAGGUUGCUAUAAAAUUGGGUGUGUUACAGAAUUUAUGCUUUCCCUUGCUUGGAUCUGGCGUUUCAAUUGUUUGAUAGGAUAAGAUAGGAUUGAGUUGAAUUGGAAACCAAUUUGGUGGUGAUAAGUUUAGGAUAUUUGUGGGUUUUGGCACAUACUGAUGCCAGGUGUUCCCAUGGAUGAAAUUAAAGAAGAGGGUGUGAUGAAUGAAAUGAAAGGGACUUCUGCACAUGUUAAGGAAAAUUCGGUUUCCAAGAUAACACCAAGUCCGCAAAGCCCUCGUGGUGAUAGGAUGGUUCAGGUUGAGACCUCUAUUGAGCAGCUUUAUGAGAAUGUAUGUGAUAUGCAGAGUUCUGAUCAGUCACCUUCGAGGCAGAGCUUUGGAUCAUAUGGUGAAGAGUCCAGGAUUGAUUCGGAAUUGCACCAUCUUGCUGGAGGAGAGAGUACAGAAGUUGAGAUAAUGAAAGGGGAGGAACAGGAGGUGGAUAAACCAGAAGAUGAUAGUCGUAGUAAUUCAUCUUCUAAGAAGGGAAGCUCAUCGAGUGGUAAGAAGUCAGGGCUGCUGGACAAGCCCAGACCCACAGGUGUAAAAUCCAUUUCUUCAGGUGAUGUGAAGAAAGUGUCUCGGCCACAACUGGACUCUGAAUCAUCAACAAAACCCAAUGUUAAGGGGAAAACUCCACCUGAGAAACCUCCCAUCAAUAAGGGGAAAGUUAAGACUCUGAAGAAACCAAACACGGGAGUCUUACCCAUGAAGAAAGGGAAAGGAUCAAAGCUACAAAAUGGAACUGAGGAUGCUUCCGAGUCGGGGUUAGGUAAUCCUGAUCUUGGGCCGUUUCUACUCAAACAAGCUAGGGAUUUGGUGUCUGCAGGAGACAAUCCCCAGAAAGCUCUUGAACUAGCACUUCGAGCAGCCAAAUCGUAUGAACUUUGUAGCAGUGGAAAACCCAAUUUAGAAUUGGUCAUGUGUUUACAUGUCACAGCAGCUAUAUAUUGCAGCCUAGGCCAGUACAAUGAGGCAAUUCCUCUUCUUGAACAAUCAAUCGAGAUUCCAGUGAUUGAGGAAGGCCAAGAGCAUGCCCUGGCUAAGUUUGCCGGUCAUAUGCAGUUGGGUGAUACUUAUGCUAUGCUAGGACAGCUAGAGAACUCAAUAACCUGUUACAGCACUGGUUUUGAAGUCCAGAAACGAGUUCUUGGAGAAACUGAUCCUAGAGUUGGUGAGACCUGCCGGUAUCUGGCUGAAGCUCAUAUGCAGGCAUUGCAAUUUGAUGAAGCUCAGAGGCUAUGUCAAAUGGCUCUUGACAUUCACAGAGAGAACGGUACGCCGGCUUCUCUUGAAGAGGCAGCAGAUAGGAGGCUCAUGGGUCUCAUAUGUGAAACAAAGGGAGACCAUGAAGCUGCUUUGGAGCAUCUUGUUUUAGCCCGUAUGGCCAUGGUGGCAAAUAGCCAGGAGGCAGAGGUGGCUUCUGUUGAUUGCAGUAUUGGAGAUGCAUACUUAUCUUUGUCUCGAUAUGAUGAAGCUGUUUUUGCCUAUCAGAAAGCACUUACAGCUUUUAAGACAACUAAAGGAGAGAAUCAUCCAGCGAUUGGGUCAGUCUUUGUCCGGUUGGCUGAUUUGUAUUACAGGACAGGGAAAUUAAGGGAAUCAACAUCAUACUGCGAGAAUGCCCUUCGAAUCUAUGAAAAGCCCAUGCCAGGGAUUCCCCCGGAGGAGAUUGCCACUGGCCUCACUGAUGUUUCUGCCAUCUAUGAAUCAAUGAAUGACCUUGAUCAGGCAAUCAAGUUGCUGCAGAAGGCCUUAAAAAUAUACAAUGAUGUCCCUGGUCAGCAAAGCACAGUAGCUGGAAUUGAAGCUCAGAUGGGAGUUAUGUACUACAUGUUGGGGAAUUAUUCAGAAUCUUACAACUCCUUCAGCAGUGCCAUUUCGAAGCUACGCAUAUGUAGAGACAAGAAAUCUGCCUUCUUCGGCAUUGCUCUCAAUCAAAUGGGGCUGGCUUGUGUGCAACGCUAUGCUAUAAAGGAGGCUGUUGAGUUGUUUGAAGAAGCUAAAAGCAUUUUAGAGCAAGAGUGUGGACCGUACCACCCUGAUACACUCAGCGUAUACAGUAAUCUCGCAGGCACUUACGACGCAAUUGGCAGGUUGGAUGAUGCCAUUGAAAUACUGGAGUAUGUUGUUCAGACGAGAGAGGAAAAACUGGGGACAGCAAAUUCUGAGGUAGAUGAUGAGAAGAAAAGGUUGGCUGAACUAUUAAAGGAAGCAGGAAGAGUUGAAAGCAGAAAAGCCAGAUCAUUAGAAACCCUUCUUGAUGCCAACCCUCAUCAUAAUUCUAAAGCUGAGGGAUUUAAGGUAUGAAUAUGCUAAACAUGAAUUUAUGUACUUUAUGAUUGAAGAUAAUAUAUUAUAAAUGGAGAAAGAAAUGAAAGAAAAAAGAACACAGAGUUAUGUUUUCUUUUCCCUUUUCUUUUUUGUUGGAUAGAUUCUCGGCAUGGAGAUGGGUAUAUAUAUAAAUACUAUGUUGAUAAUAAAAAUGGGUGGACAGUGGGAGUUUGGGGGUGAAAGAGGUGUACUAUUUAUUGUACUUUUAUAUUUGAUUAAAGGUUACUUUUAAGUCUC